Messenger RNA from Ochotona princeps (American pika), 2469 nucleotides. RefSeq names its product KLF transcription factor 18 (gene KLF18). NCBI's taxonomy places the organism in Eukaryota, Metazoa, Chordata, Mammalia, Lagomorpha, Ochotonidae. Bases 1 to 2469 code for a protein of 822 amino acids. The record is from RefSeq and is a predicted model, not a curated record. Gene Ontology annotation, molecular function: DNA-binding transcription factor activity, RNA polymerase II-specific; RNA polymerase II cis-regulatory region sequence-specific DNA binding. Gene Ontology annotation, biological process: regulation of transcription by RNA polymerase II. The transcript has 6 exons.
AUGGACCAGAUGCUGAGUUCCUGGGAUCAGACCAAGCCCAGCGCAGGCUCCCAGAGGACGGGUGGCAUGGACAUUGCAGAAACCUGCCCAAGCCAUUGUGAGAAGACAGAUGCCGCUGCCUUCAGCACAGCCAUCCCCAGUGAAGGUGGCCCGUUGAAGACUCUCCAGAGCAGGCAGAUGACGUCGGAUGGCCACAUCAAUGGCUCCAGUGAUCAGCAGAGUCUCUGUGAGGCUCCGAUGACAAGUCUGCAAGAGAGGCCUGGGCUGGGUCCUGGUGGUGAUCAGACCCUGAGUGUGGGUCAGGUGGUCACACCCACAAGUCCCCAGAGCCUCUCACUUGGCCAGAUGAUGCGCAGCACAGUUAACCCACAGCUCUGUGGGAUGCAGAUGGUGAGCCCCAUGUGUGGGCAGACCCUCUAUGCGGAUCAAGCGUUUCCUCCGAAGGCUGACCAGACCCUCUGUGUUGGGCAGAUGAUGAUGUCAACACCCUGUGCACAGACCCUCUACGGUGGUCAAGUCAUGACUCCGUCACUUGAUCAGAUCCCCACUGGGAUCCAGAUGAUGACUCCCAGCAUUGGCCAGACUCUCCAUGGGGGUCAGAUGAUGACCACCACAGGUUACCAGACCUUCAGUGGAGGCCACGUGGUCAGCCCCACAGGAAGCCAGAACCUCUAUGGAGUACAGAUGGUGAUGCCCGGUGGUGACCAGACCCUCCAAGGAGCCUAUAUGAUGCAGCCUGCGUCCUACUCAGGGCCACAUCCAGGCCUCCUGGACAUAUUGCUCAGCCAGGACUCAACAGCCCUGCCUGUGGCAGCCCUUAAUACUCCUCUCGGAGUCCCAAAGCAGACAGUUUGCAUGGACCAGAUGCUGAGUUCCUGGGAUCAGACCAAGCCCAGCGCAGGCUCCCAGAGGACGGGUGGCAUGGACAUUGCAGAAACCUGCCCAAGCCAUUGUGAGAAGACAGAUGCCGCUGCCUUCAGCACAGCCAUCCCCAGUGAAGGUGGCCCGUUGAAGACUCUCCAGAGCAGGCAGAUGACGUCGGAUGGCCACAUCAAUGGCUCCAGUGAUCAGCAGAGUCUCUGUGAGGCUCCGAUGACAAGUCUGCAAGAGAGGCCUGGGCUGGGUCCUGGUGGUGAUCAGACCCUGAGUGUGGGUCAGGUGGUCACAUCCACAAGUCCCCAGAGCCUCUCACUUGGCCAGAUGAUGCGCAGCACAGUUGACCCACAGCUCUGUGGGAUGCAGAUGGUGAGCCCCAUGUGUGGGCAGACCCUCUAUGCGGAUCAAGCGUUUCCUCCGAAGGCUGACCAGACCCUCUGUGUUGGGCAGAUGAUGAUGUCAACACCCUGUGCACAGACCCUCUACGGUGGUCAAGUCAUGACUCCGUCACUUGAUCAGAUCCCCACUGGGAUCCAGAUGAUGACUCCCAGCAUUGGCCAGACUCUCCAUGGGGGUCAGAUGAUGACCACCACAGGUUACCAGACCUUCAGUGGAGGCCACGUGGUCAGCCCCACAGGAAGCCAGAACCUCUAUGGAGUACAGAUGGUGAUGCCCGGUGACUGUGGCAAAUCGUAUUCCAAGCCAUCCCACCUCCGAAUCCAUGAGCGCAGACACAAAGGGGAAAGGCCCUAUGCAUGCGACAUCACAGGAUGCACAUGGACAUUCUCCCGCAAAGACGAGCUCACCAGACACAAGAGGAAGCACAGUGGGGAGCGUCCCUACAUGUGUCCCAAAUGCAACAAGACUUUUGCACGAUCUGACCAUAUGAUGAUGUCAACACCCUGUGCACAGACCCUCUACGGUCGUCAAGUCAUGACUCCGUCACUUGAUCAGAUCCCCACUGGGAUCCAGAUGAUGACUCCCAGCAUUGGCCAGACUCUCCAUGGGGGUCAGAUGAUGACCACCACAGGUUACCAGACCUUCAGUGGAGGCCACGUGGUCAGCCCCACAGGAAGCCAGAACCUCUAUGGAGUACAGAUGGUGAUGCCCGGUGGUGACCAGACCCUCCAAGGAGCCUAUAUGAUGCAGCCUGCGUCCUACUCAGGGCCACAUCCAGGGUGCCUGUCUGUUUCAAGUUACCCUUGGAUCCAAGCACAAACUCCACAAUGCUUUUCAAGUUCUUAUUUGGUGCAAGGACAACUCCCAGCACAGCAGGAUUGCAACCUACCGACGACCCAGCACUCUCAGUUCCAGAAGAAUCCUGAGCGCUUGAAGCCCUACAUGUGUACCUAUCCAGACUGUGGCAAAUCGUAUUCCAAGCCAUCCCACCUCCGAAUCCAUGAGCGCAGACACAAAGGGGAAAGGCCCUAUGCAUGCGACAUCACAGGAUGCACAUGGACAUUCUCCCGCAAAGACGAGCUCACCAGACACAAGAGGAAGCACAGUGGGGAGCGUCCCUACAUGUGUCCCAAAUGCAACAAGACUUUUGCACGAUCUGACCAUGUACAGCAGCAUCAGAAAGUCCACAAAUGA